AUGCGUGCUCGCAUACCCUCUGGGUUCAAGAAAGUGCCAUCCGAGGUAUACAGCGCGGUCUUCCGAGAGAUCGGCGGCACGAAGAGGGCUUUUGAUGACAAGAUGUGGCGGUCUCGCAAACUUGCGAGGGUUUUCAACGACAAGUACCGAGGUCUUUUGCUUUUCAUCUGCUUCGACAACGAAGGCCCUUCAACUAUUUCGGCUUUUACGAAGAUGUCUGAUGACGAUGUUACGGAACUUCACAUGACUAUUGACAACGACAAACGGGCAGGUGCACUGGCCCGCAUUGGUAAUGAGUUCUUGGGCUGUAUUUUGAAAGACACUGCUUUCCGUAACGGAGUUUGGGCGGAUCUUCCUUGCCAACAACUCGAAGAGAUGGACGACGAGGGUUUGUUCGACUUG
Messenger RNA from Gaeumannomyces tritici R3-111a-1, 402 nucleotides. RefSeq lists its product as hypothetical. The annotation marks the transcript as partial. Lineage: Eukaryota; Fungi; Ascomycota; Sordariomycetes; Magnaporthales; Magnaporthaceae. The transcript has a single exon. The record is from RefSeq and is a predicted model, not a curated record.